Molecule: messenger RNA, 531 nt
Organism: Raphanus sativus (radish)
Lineage: Eukaryota; Viridiplantae; Streptophyta; Magnoliopsida; Brassicales; Brassicaceae
Exons: 2
Coding region: 1-531 (176 amino acids)
Source: RefSeq, a predicted model, not a curated record
AUGCAUAUUGUGCAUCGUCUCUCAAUCGAAGUAGCAUAUUUUCAACCAGCAGAAGAUGCAGCCGGACGAUCUGGUCUAUCUCCGCUCCAAAAAUGUACUGCAGCAAUUCGUCAAUUGGCAUACGGUAGUGCGGCUGAUACAGUUGACGAAUAUGUACGACUUGGUGAAACAACUGCUCGAAAAUGUUUGCACCAGUUUACUGCCGGAAUAAUCCACUUGUUUGGCGAUCAAUAUCUAAGACGUCCCACACCGGAAGAUCUUCAAAGACUACAUGUUGGAGAAGAACGUGGCUUCCCAGGGAUAGUUGGAAGCAUCGACUGUAUGCAUUGGGAGUGGAAGAAUUGCCCCACCUCUUGGAAAGGUACUAUGAACGACCUUAAUAUUCUUGAUCGAUCACCUGUUUUUGAUGAUACUAUUAACGGAAUAGCUCCGCAAGUCAACUUCUACGCCAACAGAAGAGAGUAUCAUUUGGCUUACUAUCUCAAGGAUGGUAUUUAUCCGAAAUGGGUGACUUUUAUUCAAUAUAUCUGA